AGUGUAUCGGAGAGCCAGGAUGAGGACCCUGCUGCUGAUUGGCGUGUGUGUGCUAUCAGUGGCACUGGCAGCACCCCCACAGGGAAAGGGGCUGAUCACAAACCUGGACAAUAACGAGCUGUGCUUCAUCAGCAUGCAGUGCAAGAGCUCCUGCUGUCACCGCCGUGACGGGCUGAGUCUGGCGCGCUGUGCCCCCCGGGCGGCUGAGAACGAGGAGUGCUCCCCAAAGUCCUUGUACGGAACCUACUACCGGUGCACGUGUGAAAGCGGGCUGAAGUGUGACGUGAACUUCAACAUCGGCGGAUCAAUCACCAACAGCAAUUUUGGAAUCUGCGUGGACCCCAACGCGAAGAAGACUUCCGGCAGCCUCGAAGACAGCAACUGAAGAAAAAAAAAAACUCGCUUACAAAAUCAUGAGUUCCCUAUACGAGAAACAACGAUAAUAAAACAGCAUCUUACCUUCUUAGCGCAAUGACACUUGUUCCUGUCUAGACUGUUUUAAAAGCAUGUCGUUGUUAUGUUGUAAUUACGUUUAAAUAAAGCUUUCAGAACUCA
Molecule: messenger RNA, 555 nt
Organism: Lepisosteus oculatus (spotted gar)
Lineage: Eukaryota; Metazoa; Chordata; Actinopteri; Semionotiformes; Lepisosteidae
Product: colipase
Biological process (GO): positive regulation of catalytic activity; digestion; lipid catabolic process
Cellular component (GO): extracellular region
Molecular function (GO): enzyme activator activity; lipase binding
Source: RefSeq, a predicted model, not a curated record